AUGGCGACAGUUCUACCCCCGCCGAGCAAGCGCCAAAAGGUUGCCCAGGCCGAGAAGGCCCGUGAGCAGCAGGAGAUCCAGAGCAUACCCAGCGGCCUAGGCAGCGUCCGGGUUCAAUUCUUCGAUCAGGCGACCGGCGAUGCCACCGGGCCCGCAGUCUCGGUCCCCGUGGUCGAUGCCAACAUCAAGAACCUCGAGACAUUGCUAAACACAUUACAAGGGAAUGAUGAUGAUGAUCGAGUCCCGUAUCGCUUCACAUAUCAGUCCGACAAGGAAGGCCAAACGAUCGACAUCCUCGCAGACCUCUAUCACUCGCUAUUGCAGCCGGGAAUCAAGACCACCGAAGAUACUGUUUCGCUUUACUAUACCCCCCAGGCGGUCUUCCGAGUCAAGGCAGUCUCACGCUGCGCCGCCUCAAUCGCUGGCCACGGCGAAGCCAUCCUCGCAACCUCUUUCUCUCCCGUCUCUUCGUCGACGAUGGUGUCUGGUAGUGGCGAUUCGACCGCCCGUGUCUGGGACUGCGAUACCGGUACACCGCUGCAUACCCUCAAGGGCCACACCAGCUGGGUUCUGGCGGUGGCGUACUCGCCGAAUGGGGCGAUGAUCGCGACCGGUAGUAUGGAUAAUUCGGUGCGGUUGUGGGAUGCAAAGAAGGGACAAGCGCUCGGUGGGCCGAUGAAGGGCCAUACGAAGUGGAUCACUAGUCUUGCGUGGGAGCCGUACCAUGUUCAAGAGACUGGCCGGCCUCGCCUGGCAUCCGCAUCGAAGGAUUCCACCGUGCGCGUGUGGGAUGUUGUCUCGAAGCGCAUUGAUACCGUAUUGACCGGACACAAGGGAUCCGUGACCUGUGUGCGCUGGGGAGGCACUGGUCAAAUCUACACUGCGUCCCAUGAUAAGACCAUUAAGAUCUGGAACCCCAAGGAUGGCACCCUCAUCCAGACGCUGACAGCGCACGCUCAUCGCGUCAACCAUCUAGCCCUCUCCACGGACUUUGCUUUGCGCACCGCGUACCACGACCAUACGGGCAAAGUGCCGGAGUCUGAUUCCGAGAAGGUCACUGCUGCGCGCAAGCGGUUCGAGCAGGCCGCUACCGUCAACAACAAGAUUGUCGAGCGCUUGGUCUCGGCUAGUGAUGAUUUCACCAUGUACCUGUGGGACCCAUCCAGCUCCAACAAGCCAGUUGCCCGCUUGUUGGGCCACCAGAAGGAAGUCAACCACGUGACUUUCUCCCCGGAUAUGGCAUAUAUCGCGUCUGCUGGGUUCGAUAAUCACGUCAAGCUUUGGAAUGGACGUGACGGGAAAUUUAUCACUACUCUCCGCGGCCAUGUGGGUGCUGUCUACCAAUGCUGCUUCUCCGCAGACUCACGGAUGCUCGUAUCCUCGUCCAAGGACACUACAUUGAAGGUGUGGGAUGUUCGCACGGGCAAGCUGGCGAUGGAUCUUCCGGGGCAUCGAGACGAGGUGUUUGCAGUGGACUGGAGCCCGGACGGCCAGAAGGUUGGCAGUGGUGGGAAGGACAAGGCGAUCCGUAUCUGGCGGAACUAG
Penicillium argentinense is the source of this 1545-nucleotide messenger RNA. RefSeq names its product Ribosome assembly protein 4. Bases 1 to 1545 code for a protein of 514 amino acids. The transcript is spliced from 3 exons. Gene Ontology annotation, biological process: ribosomal large subunit assembly. Gene Ontology annotation, cellular component: nucleolus. Gene Ontology annotation, molecular function: protein binding. Lineage: Eukaryota; Fungi; Ascomycota; Eurotiomycetes; Eurotiales; Aspergillaceae. The record is from RefSeq and is a predicted model, not a curated record.